UGAUUAAUUAGGGCUCCAAAGUCCAAUUGAUGCAAAAGAUUGCAACUUUCCUCUGCAUGUUUGAAGAUGAAUUAAAGCCCUUCUAAUUUUGCGGGUCUCAGCAUGGAAACGUGGAUCAAUUUCACAACAACAACGACAAUAAAAAGUAGCUGCUAUAUACGACUGGUUCCUGCAAUUUCGCGGCUCUGAUGUCGAAUCGAAUCGAAUUGAAUUGAAUUGAACAGGCUUAGCUGCGAGUAUGAUCGAGCGGUGCUGAAUUCGUUUCAAGCGACGGGAAUUUGGGGAUGGAGACGUGGCGGCGGCGGCGCAACAUCGAGGAGUUUUCCAAGGGGUAUUACGGGGUGUGCGCGGCGGGAGGAAUGCUCAGCGCCGGAGCUACGCAUCUCGCCAUCACCCCUCUCGAUGUGUUGAAGGUUAACAUGCAGGUGAAUCCAGUGAAAUAUAAUGGCAUCAUAUCAGGGUUCAGUACUCUUUGCCGAGAAGAAGGUGCUUCGGCUCUUUGGAGAGGUUGGUCCGGAAAACUUAUUGGUUAUGGUGUACAAGGUGGAUGCAAGUUUGGUCUCUACGAAUAUUUCAAGAAACUUUAUGGCGAUCUACUGGUGAAUCAGAACAAGGGUGUCAUAUUCUUCCUCAGCGCUGCCUCUGCUCAAGUCUUUGCUGACAUUGCUCUCUGCCCAUUUGAAGCUGUCAAAGUUCGAGUCCAGUCGCAGCCACGUUUCGCCAAUGGCUUGGCUGAUGGAUUUCCUAAAGUUUACACUAAAGAAGGGUUUUACGGAUUGUACAGAGGACUGCUUCCACUCUGGGGCCGUAACCUUCCAUUCUCCAUGUUCAUGUUCACAACAUUUGAGCACUCCGUGGAUCUAAUGCAUCGCAAAGUUAUACGAAGAAAGAGAGAAGAUUGCUCGAUACCCCAGCAACUUGCUGUGACGUGUCUAGCCGGGUAUUCAGCUGGGAUUGUUGGUGCUGUGAUCUCCAAUCCUGCUGACAACAUAGUUUCAUCUCUUUACAACAAAAAGGCUCCAAGUAUACUGCAGGCGAUAAAGAAGAUCGGGCUUGCCAAUCUGUUCACCAGAAGUCUCUCCGUUAGAAUUGCAACGGUGGGUCCUGUCGUUACGUUGCAAUGGUUUUUCUACGACAGCAUCAAAAUGUUCACGGGACUACCUGCGAGCGGAGGGGUGAGGAGCUAGUUGGCUAUCAUCGAGCAGCCAGCGACAAAGGCAACGGGGGCUUGGCCGGUGCCAGACAAAGGCAGGGUCGGGUGGACAAGAAAUGGACCAAAAAUGAAGCUUUGGGGAGUUUCAGUCAUUUUGGUAGAAAUAAUAAGCAACAGCUUUAAAUUUCUUAUUUUUGGAUAAAUUGAUUUUUUAACCUAAUGGAAAGUGACGUUUGGGUAAUUCUAAAGUUAGAUUUAUAUUAAUACUUCUUUAUUUUCUA
This is a messenger RNA of Salvia hispanica, 1434 nucleotides long. It is a transcript of the gene PHT3;3, whose product is annotated as phosphate transporter 3;3. Gene Ontology annotation, biological process: mitochondrial phosphate ion transmembrane transport. Gene Ontology annotation, molecular function: phosphate transmembrane transporter activity. The record is from RefSeq and is a predicted model, not a curated record. Lineage: Eukaryota; Viridiplantae; Streptophyta; Magnoliopsida; Lamiales; Lamiaceae. Gene Ontology annotation, cellular component: mitochondrial inner membrane.